Neocloeon triangulifer is the source of this 1716-nucleotide messenger RNA. RefSeq lists its product as uncharacterized. Bases 118 to 1593 code for a protein of 491 amino acids. The record is from RefSeq and is a predicted model, not a curated record. Lineage: Eukaryota; Metazoa; Arthropoda; Insecta; Ephemeroptera; Baetidae. Gene Ontology annotation, cellular component: cytosol. Gene Ontology annotation, molecular function: protein binding. Gene Ontology annotation, biological process: neurogenesis. The transcript has 6 exons.
UCUUGUGGUCUGCGGUCAUGCUCUUUACACAGUCUUUGUUUUUCUUUCCCGCCAAAUGUUCUGCUGAUUUCAUUGCAUCGCCUUUGCUGAACUUGAAUUGAAAACCUUUGGGAUAUCAUGGAAAAAUCAGAAGCACCAGACCAGGGGGACGCCAAACCCGUUCUCAGUUCAGAGGAGAGCCCAAGAAGCGUAAAAACGGAAGGUGAAGAAUUGGCCGAGGAGAAAUCUCUGCUGACCAAAAAACGGCGGGCACUCGCGACGGGCGAAUUCGCUGACUGCGUCUUUCUCGUCGGCGAAGAAGAAGAGACGUUUUACGCCAGCCAGUUUGAGCUGAAGGUGGCCAGCGAGUACUUUUCAGCGCUCCUGCAAAGUCCCCUGACACAACGCACUCCAGAUUCAAAUUCCAUCAGGAUGAAGCAUGUAAAAUCCAAUGUCUUCAGAUUGAUCAUGGAAUUUGUGCACUUUCACCAGCUGUUCACAAGUGUUACAAGUUUAUCAGAUGCUGUGGAUGUGGCCCUUGCGGCUGAUCUGUUCAUGAUUGAAGAGCUUGGUAAUUUAUGCAAAGACCUGAUUGGAAAAUUCCUAGUGGUGGAGGAAGUUUGGAAAAUUCUGGACUCGAAUCUUAUCAAUUGCUAUGUUGUAUCAGCCUGCAAGGAGUUUCUGUGCUCAAGAACUGUUGAGUGUCUGAAUCAUUCCUCUUUUCUGGACAUCAGCCUCGAAGCCCUAGUCUGUUUCUUGGAGUGUGACAAUAUGAACAUUUUUUCUGAGAUGGUGCUUGUCAAAGCUUGCAAGGAAUAUGCUGCAGCAAAUGAUGAGAAUUCUUUGAAAAACGUUGCCCCACAUCUGCGUCUACUGACUCUGGAAACCAAGGAAUUAGAGGAAGCCUUUGAAUACGAAAACUUCAUUGGCCUAAAGGAGAAGAACUACCUUAUGAGCACUAAACUCUUCAAUAAUGGCAAAACAAAUCGAAAGCGCAAAGCUCUCACAAUUCCAACAACCCUGUGUCCUGUGACUGCCUCACGAAGUAAUUCAUGUGAAACUUUUGUCCUGAUUGAAGAAUCAGAUUUGCUGGGACCUGAAAAGCUGCUGAGCGCUGAAAAUGGGAAUGUGGUUGAGUUGAGUCGAUCGGUCAAAAUCACCAUAUCCUUCACAGCCGGAGAGGCGAUUUUGGUCAGAGGCUUCCAGGUUCUGUGCAAAGUGGCCAGUGAACCAAAACUCUCCCCCUCUGGAAAAAGGGAGGGUUAUGGUGGAAGCAAUUACACCCUGAACCUGAAAGCUGUUGCAUCUGUCAAGCACCUGAAGACUCGGAAAUAUGAAACAACUGUCACAAAUAAAGCUGUCACCAAUUCCUUUGUCAAGUUCAACCUCAACUGUCCUGCUUACGUGGAGAAAGAUGCCUCUUUUGAUGUGACAAUCACCAUCCUCAAUGCUUGCUUUUACAGAAAUACCCUGGCCGAAGACAUCCGAAGCAAAGUCUUUCACAACAAACCAAGCAUGAAGCACUUAUUCAAAAAACUCAAGCUCACCGAUACUCGUAGUGAGAAACCACCAAUUUGCGUUGUCAAAGAACUUUACUACACAUUGGCUCAGUAGAAAAAUAGUUCUAAAACCCUUCCUGUCCUUUACUUUUUAUCUAAAAAAUUAUUUAUUUCUGAAAAAAAAUUCUUCCCAGCAAGUGUCUGAAAUAUAUCAUUUUUUGAAAAGAAUACAAUUAUU